Molecule: messenger RNA, 1672 nt
Organism: Trichophyton rubrum CBS 118892
Lineage: Eukaryota; Fungi; Ascomycota; Eurotiomycetes; Onygenales; Arthrodermataceae
Exons: 1
Coding region: 176-670 (164 amino acids)
Source: RefSeq, a predicted model, not a curated record
GCUGCGCUUCUUCUUCGGAGAUGGGAGAUACAUCAGGAAUACAGGAAUACCUUCAUACAGAUGAGUUGUCAUAAACUCCCCCCUCAAUCCUCCCCCAAAUCUAAUUUCAGGCCGCCACGAAACCCACUAGAGGGAGACAGAUAUCCUCCCUAGCGUCGACGCCCUGUGGAUUCAGAUGGCUGAUGGUGAAAAAAUAAUUAGAAUUCUCCAAAAAAACAACAAAUGCUCCAAACUAUCAAGUCUGUCAGCAGAAUUUCAGGGCCAAAAGAGCCAAUCCCGGCCCUGUGGGGCUUUCAUCCUGGAUAUGCUUCUCUCCCCUGUACGGAGUAUGCUGUACUAUUACCGCCCGUUCGCCUCUUGGUCUCGUUCAAUCUGUCCUUUUUCGCUCUCUUGCUCGCUGGCUAGCAAAAGCCAAGAUCUAACUCCAAGUGCGAGUUCGAGUCGCGCCCCUCAUGCGGUCCACCGCUGUCCGCGCGGUGAAUUUGGCGGGCUUCCCCCACGAGAGUACCAAACCGUUCAAAAGCAGGAUGACGACACUCUAUGGUUGUUUCAGUCGCCUGAGCUGUCUAUCGACACUCAUCUGGACCUGUCGACCGUUGAUGACCAUAUCCAAAGCGAGUUCGAGCAUACGAGGUGCUGUCAGGUAAAAUGGCUUCGAAUCCACGAAUGAAACCAAGCUAAUAUGACACUAUCCAUGAUUCUCUCCUUCGUCACAUUUUUCCUUACCCUGGGCCUUUCUCCUAUGUUCCAGAUUUUUUUCUGGAGUCAAGGAUGCGUACGGGAAGUAUCCAACCAGCUCGGCUCCUUUGUUUGCUGCUAAGCUUGCACAUUAAGCCCAAAUGACAUUAAUUAUGACACACGGAAACUCUGGGUUUCUCUAUGUUGAAUAACGCUCACGCAGGCCCUCUGCACCUUGAUCGGUCAAUAAUGAUGGCCCACAGCUAGUACGACCUCACAUGGGGCAAUCCACCAGUUACAAUCGCUAGCGGCUAACGGCCGACCGCAUAAUGACGAGGGUGGCACGAGCGAAAUGUGACAGCUCGAGUCAGGGAUUGCCAAAACCCUGCAUCAUAGCCUACGUCUUAAGCAUUCCCAGGAAAAAAGAAGGAAAAAAAAAGAGUGAGUGAGAGUGAGAGACAGAGUGAGAGAUGCAACCAAUUUGAUACGGCAUUCUUCGGACCCCAGCAACAGUAGUAUAUAUUACCCAAAUAAGGCAUCUGGAUCAACCCCCUUCCUUUCAAGCGACAAGACCUCCCUAUGGGGUUUACGCAAGUGUGACCGCUGGACACGGAGUACCAUCCCGCAGUCAAGUCCGAGGGAAGGCCAGGGAGGAAUCUCCCCACAUAGCUGCGUCGCCACUCUUCGCAAUAAGUAUAUCUCACAUCGAUAUUUAUGAUGACUAUUUACGGCGUAAGGGAGUACCGGAGCGCACACAGGACAAGGCCCGCCUUGCGGUAGGCGACGGUUAUAUACACAUUUAUGAGCAAGCCGAACUCUUUCGGUUUGAACGAAGCACCCUUCUUGGACUUCUCUCGAUGGAGACUCCAUGAUGAACCACAUUUUCUUGUUAUUUGUUUUUCCUUGCUCUCCCUCUACAAAAUUACAGUCUUUGAUGAUAACUCUUGUCGAGCGGCGCAGCAUCACAUCCAAAGAAAAACCUUACAGAUACGGC